AUGCGUACUUCUUACGCCGUCCUCGCCAGUUUGGCCGUUUCGGCCCUCGCCUACCCGGCGGACCUUUCUCUCGAUUCUCGCGAUCUCGACACUCGCACCUUUCCCCUUGGAAUUAGUGGAGGAUUGAGCAUUGGUGGCUCAGUCGGUGGUAGCCUCGACCUGGAGGGCAUCAUCGGCGGUGUCCUUGGGAUCAGCGGGCAUGCUACCAGCUCUGUCACCAUCCUGGGUGGUAUCAGUGCCCAGGCUGCCGCUGCUCUGCAAGGUAGUGCCAUUGGAUGCGCUUCCGUUGACAUCCACGCCGAUGCUCGUGCCGAGCUGAAGGCCUGGCUGCAGACCCAAGCCUACAUCACCGGCUCGCUCAAGGCGUCCCUCAUCUCCUGGUGUGAUGGUGGUGCUGCUCUGGAGGUUGAUGUGCUGGCCGCUCUCUCCGUUUUCGUUCCUACCUGCGCCGAGAUCGCUGCUAAGGAGCAGCUCUACGUUACCCUCGACGGUAUCCUUUCCAUCUCGGAGCUCGAGUCUACUCUGGUUCUGAGCGCCGCCGCCCAGGCGGAACUUGUCCUUUUCCUCAAGGGUGCGGUUGACCUGAGUGCCGACGUUAAGGCUGCUCUGUGGGUCAUCGCCGAGGGCGGUGUUUGCGCUAGCUUGACUGCGGAGGUGAAGGCUGCCCUUGUUGCUUGGGUCCACGGCGCAGAAUGCACCCUGAGUGCCACUUUGAAGGCGGCCGUCAUUGGCCUCCUUGACCUCGAGGCCGGUGUUGAUGUCGUCGCUGUUGGAGCUCUGUCGGAGACUGCUCUCACCGUCGUCUCUGUUGGUGCUUCCAUUGCCGCCCUCGUGGAGGAGACCGGCGCUUUGACUGCCGCGGCCCAGGCCUCUCUCCUGGCUUACCUCAAGGCCGGCGUCGAGCUGGAUGUUUCUGUCCGCACUGCUCUUGAGGCCUGUGCUGCUGGUCACCUUGCCGCUGGCCUGAGCAUCGAACUCCGUACUGCUCUCGCUAUCUGGCUCUCCGGCGCCAGCUGCGACCUCGGUGUUGAGCUCAAGGCCGUUGUUCUUCUCUGGCUGUCUCUGGCCGUCAGCGCUGAGGCCUCUGUCGACCUUGUUGCGGGUCUCGUCGGUGAUGUCCUCGGCUUCCUUACCGAGACCCUUCUCGCUUCCCUCAGCAUUGAGGUUCGUGGUGCCCUGGGCCUGCUCGCUGCCGGUGAGAGCAUUACCUGCCUUACCUUCGAGACCAUCGCCGAGCUCGUUGCCUUCCUUGGUGGCUGCGUCGACAUCGACAUUGGUUUCAGCUUCGAGCUUAUCAUUAUUGAGUGGAUCACUGGAUGCCGCCUGCCUGGUGCUCCUGCUCCCAGCUCGACCGCUACCGUGUCUAUCGGUGGUUCUACCUCUGUUACUCUCCCCGGCGGCUCUAUUCCCUCCGCCACUGUCCCUGCUUCCAUUCCUGCCAUCCCAUCCGGUGCUUCUCCCACUGGCUCUGCCUCUCCUUCCAGCGGCGGCGGUGUUCCAUGGCCAACUGGCUCUACUGGAGGCUCUACCGGUGGUUCCACUGGCGGUUCAACUGGCGGCUCUACUGGCGGCUCUACCGGUGGCUCUACUGGUGGUUCCGUUGGUGGUUCCGGUGGUGCUUCCUGGAGUGCUACCUGGAGUGUCGGCGGUGGCGCUCCUGCCCCUACCAGUCCUCCCACUGUUGUUACCCCUGCUCCUUGGGUCCCCGGUGCUUGCACCGAGACCGUCACGGUCACCAAGACUGUGUGCGCUUGCAGCGAGUAA
This is a messenger RNA of Penicillium chermesinum, 1764 nucleotides long. RefSeq names its product putative cell wall protein. The transcript has a single exon. The record is from RefSeq and is a predicted model, not a curated record. Bases 1 to 1764 code for a protein of 587 amino acids. Lineage: Eukaryota; Fungi; Ascomycota; Eurotiomycetes; Eurotiales; Aspergillaceae.